UUUGCACUUGAGUUUUGCUUGCUGAUACCUGGUGAUGGAAAAUCAAAGCAGCAAAAUCAGUGACCUGCUUCAAAGUGCUCUUGAGGACCUUUUUCAGGAGGCCUUCAAAAAAUUUAAAGACAAACUCUCACACACUGACUUUGAGGGGAAGGGCCCCAUCCCCCGAGGUCGGCUGGAGAACGCCGACAGGAUAGACACUAAGAACCUCCUGAUGGAAUUCUAUGGUGGAGCUGCUGCCGUAGAGGUGACCAUCAAUGUUCUCACUCAGAUCAACCACCGAGAUUCUGCUGCAAAACUCAGAGCAGAAAGUGAGAAAGUUUUGUCAAAGGAAAAGAAGAAAACAGCACAAGUUAAAGAAGAAACAAGAGGGAACAAGAGACGAUGGGAUCAGGGAUCAUGUGCAGAGACACAUCAUACUAAGGAGUUGCUAGUUGAUAAUCCAUCUUUGAAAGGCUCUGCUUACCAGAGGAAGUAUAGAGAACAUAUACAAGAAGAAUACCAAGUCAUAGAAGACACGAAUGCUCGCCCAGGUGAACAUGUGAGUCUAGACAAAAGAUACACGGAACUGCUUAUUGUAAAGGAACAUCGGGGACAGGAGGAGAAAGAACAUGAAAUCAUCACCAGAGGAAGGAGACACGCAGAACUGAUGGCUCAACAAACCAGUCUCACUCAGAUUAGUCUGUUAUUUGAUCCUGAUGGAAAUCGACAAAGCACAAGAACUGUUGUGCUGCAGGGAGUUGCUGGGAUUGGGAAAACAAUGACAGCGAGAAAGAUCAUGUGGGACUGGGCAGCUGGAAAUCUCUAUCGGAAAAAGUUUGAUUAUGUUUUCUAUAUAAAUUGCAGAGAAAUAAAUUGUAUUAUUAAAAAUCAAAGUGAUUCCAAAAAUGAACGUGGUGCUGACAAUCGAAGUGUUGCUGAUUUGGUUUUGAGCAAUUGUCCUGAUGGAGGAGGACCAAUUAAAGAAAUCUUUGAGAAGCCAGAAAAACUUCUGUUUAUAAUAGAUGGUUUUGAUGAAUUAAAUUCCUUGCUAGAGAUUGAUGACGUUAGCCUGUGCACUAACCCAUUUGAGAAGAGGCCAGUGGAAAUCACCUUGUGCAGUUUGUUGAGAAAGAAAGUUCUUCAGAAAUCCUUCUUGCUGAUCACAACAAGACCAACUGCCUUGGGGAAACUAAAGCAGAUUUUGAAAUUUCCACGUUUUGCAGAGAUCAUGGGAUUUUCUGCAGAUGAGAGGAAAGAAUAUUUUCAGAAAUUCUUCCGUGAUGAAAAGAAAGCAACACAAGCCUUUACUUUUGUCAAAGAAAAUGAAAUGCUCUUCACCAUGUGCUUUGUCCCCAUUGUGUGUUGGAUCAUCUGCACGGUUUUGAAACAACAGAUGGAAAGAGGGGAGGACCUUGCACAAACUUCAAAAACAACCACAUCAGUAUAUUUACUCUUUCUCUCCACUCUCCUAACUGAUCAUUUCACUGACACAAUAGAACAGUCUAAAACUAACCUCUGGGCACUUUGCUCAUUGGCUGCAGAUGGAAUUUUAGAACAAAAAAUACUGUUUAAAGAUGAUGACCUGAAGAAACACAAUUUGUCCUUGUCUAAUAUUCACUCUCUCUUUCUGAAUAAAAACAUUUUUCAGAAGGAUACAGAAUAUGAAAAUGUCUACAGCUUUAUUCACUUGAGUUUCCAAGAGUUCUUUGCAGCUUUGUUCUAUGUGCUGGAGGAAGAUGAAGAGAUAAUGAAAAAUUCUCUGUCUUCUAAGAAAAAUGUGGAAAGCUUGCUAAAAAAUUAUGGAAUAUCUACAAAUAAUUAUUUGAUGCUAACAGUGCGUUUCUUGUUUGGUCUCUCAAAUAGAGAAAGACUAAAUGACACAGAGAAAAAAUUACAUUGUAAAACAUCGUCUGGAAUAAGAGAUGAUUUAUUGCAGUGGUUUGAAGAAGAAACUAAAAAAAUCUCCUCUCUUUCCUAUAAGACCUAUGAGGAGCUGCAUGACCAGCUUGAAUUGUUUCAUUGUUUGUAUGAGAGUCAGGAAGAAGACAUUGCAAGAAGUGCAAUGGAUAAUUUCCAAGAAAUUAGGCUGGAACAUCUCAGGCUCACAACAAUGGAUGAAAUUGCUCUUUCGUUCUGUGUAAAAAACUGUAGUAGUAAGCAGUCACUUUACCUAUGUAAUUGUACCCUUGGGAUUGGAGAACGAGAAGAAGGAUGGAUAGCAAAGCUACGCAAAUGGUUGUUUCCUCUGAACCCACUGAUGAAAGAUCCAAGAAUGUCAACUGCAUACUCACUGUUGCAGGGACUGAAGGAUCCCAACUGUAAAGUAAAGACAAUAUCGUUGUCCAGCUGCAAACUCUCAUCCGCUUUCCCUAAGGACCUCUCCCCUCAGACCCUCUUUACAAACCAGGCCCUGGAAAAGCUGGACCUGAGCGCUAAUGCACUGGGAGACUCAGGACUGAAACAUCUAUGUGAGGGACUGAAACAGCCAGGCUGUAAGCUGCAGUCACUGCUGUUGUGGCAGUGCCAUCUCACAGCUGCUUGUUGUGAAGAUCUCUCUGCUGCCCUCCAGACAAACCAGUCCCUGACGGAGCUGGAGCUGAGUGGAAAUAAACUGGGAGAUUCAGGAAUCAAACUUCUGUGUGAAGGACUGAAACAUCCCAUAUGUAAACUGCAGAAACUAGUGGUUUGGGAUUGCCGUCUCACUGAUGCCUGCUGUGGAGAUCUCUCCUCUCUGCUCAGCACCAACCAGUCCCUGCGAGAGCUGAACCUGAGCGGUAAUAACCUGACUGGCUCAGGAGUGAAGCUUCUGUGUGAAGGACUCAGACACCCAAAGUGCAAGUUAGAGAAGCUGGACUUGUUUGAAAGCCACAUCGAUGAAACAACAGCCAUGGAGUUGGACACUGUGCAGAAAAUAAAACCAGGCUUGUCGAUUGUGCAUGGUGCAGGAUCCAGAGGUCAGAACCCAGGUCCUUGCUCCUUUUGAAAGAGAGAAAUGAAUCCGUCAGGCUGCUGGGCAGGCUGCAGAUGGCCAUGUUUCUGAAUCUCAAAGCAGUCAGCUAACUACAGAAGUCAAUUGCACGACAGGAGGAAUAUAAUUAGCUCAGUGAUUUCUUUCAGCUGCAUCCAUACUAGGAAACCUCAGUAUUUAUGAAGGCGCUUACAUUCACUUUCACUGUUGAACUAAUUCCAGAGUUUCCACAACAACACAAAAGCAGCACAAUAGUAAUUCAUAACUUGCCACCCCUGAGUGGAAUUUCCAAACAUUGCCAUUUGAACACACUGCAUUGGAUAAAAUAAUACAAGAAACGUAUUAGUUACAAAGAGAUUUAUGCUCAUUGCUUGUACUCAUUUAAAAAGUCAGAAAUAGUUACACGGAAAAAUAAAUAUAAAACAUUUAUUGAUGCCUUAAUUCACAAGCAAUCUUACAUUCAGAGCAGAGUCUUCUUGCCACUUGCUUCAGCAGCCUCACAAAACUGCCCACGAAAGCUCAUGAUACCAUCUAUGUUUUGUUAGUCUAUAAAGUGCUACCAGACCAUUUGCUUGCUGUUUUUUUUUCUUAGGUUUAGAAUCCAUUCUCCCUAAAAUCCAGUACAUGCUGUCUUUGUCUUGUUGCUUCAAGUGCCAUGAAUGCAAAGGGCAGGAAAGGAGGCUGAAGUGCCUUGAGGUGUUUAUUCCUUCUUUUUAUAGUAACAGUCAUGCUCCUGGAAAAUAUUUCCAGCUAAGAUCCUAGAAACAAAACAUCUGGGCUAUGUCUAGACUGGCAUGAUUUUCCGGAAAUGCUUUUAACGGAAAAGUUUUCCGUUAAAAGCAUUU
Pelodiscus sinensis (Chinese soft-shelled turtle) is the source of this 3792-nucleotide messenger RNA. NCBI's taxonomy places the organism in Eukaryota, Metazoa, Chordata, Testudines, Trionychidae. The record is from RefSeq and is a predicted model, not a curated record.